Molecule: messenger RNA, 2784 nt
Organism: Populus nigra (black poplar)
Lineage: Eukaryota; Viridiplantae; Streptophyta; Magnoliopsida; Malpighiales; Salicaceae
Product: G-type lectin S-receptor-like serine/threonine-protein kinase LECRK4
Exons: 1
Coding region: 93-2459 (788 amino acids)
Biological process (GO): recognition of pollen; protein phosphorylation
Molecular function (GO): protein serine/threonine kinase activity; ATP binding
Source: RefSeq, a predicted model, not a curated record
AGUACCAGGAUGUAAUAUCUCUGCUAUAAAUUGAGUUAAAAUGUUGUUUCUCUAUGGUUUUCUGACCUACUGAUUCUGUUUUCUCAGUAGCAAUGGUUUCUAUUGUUUUAUGGUGUCUUCCAUUUGUUCUUUCCUUUCUUGGUUCUUUAGCGCAACCCCAGAUAAUCACUAACACAAUAAACUUGGGUGCCAGCAUGACUGCUGGGACUAAUUCUUCGUGGCGAUCACCCUCUGGUGAUUUUGCUUUUGGGUUCUAUCCUCUUCUUAAUGGCUCGUUCCUUGUUGGAAUCUGGUUUGACAAAAUCCAAGAAAGAACACUAGUUUGGUCAGCGAACCGUGAUGAUCCAGCUCGAAUUGGAUCAACCAUCAAUUUCACACUCGAUGGCCAGCUUGUUCUUACACACUCAAAUGGAACUGGAUACUUAAUAUACAAUGGAACUUUCGGUGCUAGUUCUGCUCUGAUGCAAAAUGAUGGCAAUUUUGUUGUAAAAACCAAUUCUUCCAAAGUUAUCUGGCAAAGCUUUGAUUCUCCAACAAACACCAUUUUAUUAGGCCAAGUCCUAGUAAUGGGCCGAAAACUCUACUCCAACGCAAAUGGAACAGUUGACUACUCGACUGGGCAGUACAUGUUAGAGGUUCAAAUGGAUGGUAAUGUUGUUAUGUCUGCAUAUAAGUUCGCUGAUCCUGGUUACUGGUACACUUUGACAGCAGGAAACCUAAGUGUGAGCCUGAUUUUCAACCAGACUACAGCUUUUAUGUAUGUUGUGAAUCACACUUCAAUUAGGUAUCCUAUGACAAGUCAAGUUCCCACUCCGAUUGGAGAUUACUAUCACCGAGCAACGAUCAAUGACUAUGGAAAUCUUCAACAGUUUGUUUACCACAAAGAAAAUGGAAGCGGGUGGACCGUUGUGUGGGAGCCAGAAGAUAUUAAAGCUGAACCUUGCUCACCGUAUAAUAUCUGUGGAGUUUACGGCUUCUGCACUUCGAUUGAUAACACAAUAAACUGUGAAUGUUUGCCUGGCUACUCACAAUGGGAUCCAAGCAUUCCCUCAAAAGGAUGCUAUCCUGAUACGGUGAUAGAUUUCUGUGCUCCAAAUUCUUCGGCUUCAAAUUUCUCUCUUGAAAAGAUAGAUAAUGCAUAUUUUCCAAACGAUAUAUUUGCAGAUAUGGCCAGAGUCACAGAAGCCGAUGUAGAAGAAUGCAGGAAGGCGAUAAUGGAUGACUGUUUUGCUGUGGCUGGUGUCUUGGUUGGGUCUGUGUGUUACAAGAAGAGAACGCCUUUGCUUAAUGCUAGAAGCAGCAACCCUUCUACUAAUAAUAGAGUGGCGUUUAUAAAAAAACCCAAGGCACACAACAACAAUCAAAUUCAAGACAAAGAUGAUGAUUCUCCUUCUUGGAUUGCUCUUCUAGCAGGCUUAUUAUUAUGUUCAAUAAUGACGUUACUCUUUGCCACCAUUGCCAUUUAUCAUCACCCUCUUGCUCAGCCUUACAUUAGUCAAAAGCAGCUCCCAGUGCCAAAGCCUGUAGAGAUCAAUUUGAAGGCAUUUUCAUUCCAGGAAUUGCUUCAAGCAACGAAUGGUUUAAGGAACAAACUUGGGAGAGGUGCUUUCGGAACUGUCUAUAGUGGGGUGUUAACCUUGGAGGCUGAAGAGGUUGAGAUUGCUGUCAAGAAGCUUGAAAAGGUCAUUGAACAAGGUGAGAAGGAAUUCUUAACAGAAGUCCAAGUAAUUGGACUAACUCACCACAAGAAUCUUGUGAGGCUGGUGGGUUUUUGUAAUGAGAAAAAUCACCGGCUUUUAGUUUAUGAGCUAAUGAAGAAUGGUACUUUAUCGGAUUUUCUGUUUGGAGAGGAGAGGAGGCCCAGUUGGGAUCAAAGGGCUGAAACUGUGUAUGGAAUUGCAAGAGGUUUGUUAUACUUGCAUGAAGAGUGUGAGACGCAGAUCAUUCAUUGUGACAUAAAGCCGCAAAAUGUUCUUCUUGACAAAAAUUACACGGCCAAGAUAGCUGAUUUUGGCCUAGCGAAGCUCCUGAAUAAAGACCAGACUCGAACGAGCACCAAAGUUAGAGGAACAAUGGGAUACAUGGCACCUGAAUGGCUAAAAAAUGCUCCUGUGACUACCAAAGUUGAUGUUUACAGCUUUGGGGUUGUGUUGCUGGAGAUUAUUUUUUGUAGAAAGCACAUAGAGUUGCAUCAAGUUAAUGAAUCAACAGAGGGUAACGAGCUGAUUCUAAUUGAUUGGGUUCUAUGCAAUGUGAGAGCUGGUAACUUACACGCCAUUGUCAGCCAUGAUUCUGAAGUCCUGGAAGAUUUUUGCAGGUUUGAAAGAAUGGUCUUGGUGGGUUUAUGGUGCAUAUGUCCCAACCCAACUCUUCGACCAUCAAUGAACAAGGUUACGCAGAUGCUGGAAGGAACUAGUGAAGUUGAUGUUCCCCCUUUGAUCGAUGCACAGAUUUUUUAAACAAGAUUAUCGUUAUGUCUGUUUCAUGAUUUCGGUAUUGUAUUGAAAUUAUAAGGUGGCGCAAUCCACACCAUGCUUUGUUUUUUAUUGGUUUUGGAAGCUUGUUUAAGAUCAUAAUAGUUUGGAGCCCUUUGCUCAGUGAUUUCAUUAUUCGGAAGACAACUAGUUUUCUUCCACUAUCUGGUUGAGGCAACUAGCCUUCUUAAUUGGGUUUCCUUCCUUUAGCUCAGCAGCUGCUGCUGUGUUAUUUCGCAGUUUCUCUUUUGAGCUUUGUAUGGUGAUGGCUUUGUUAUCUCUAUAUAUGAGGAGGUAGUUUGUUGGGAUC